AUGGCGAAUUACCAGAAGUGCCUUUAUUGCUUUAAUGCCCUGAAGUUAAAAAAGGUGCCGCUUAGGGCACGGCACCAGGCCUAUCCAUUCAACCCGGAAGGCUAUCCAGCACCACCAGGCUAUUCAGCACCACCAGGCUAUUCAGCACUACCAGGCUAUCCAGCCAACCCGGAAAGCUAUCCACCACUACCAGGCUACCCACCACAACAGCAUCAAGUACCACCAGGCUACCCAGCACCACCAUGCUAUCUAGCACCACCAGGCUAUCGAGCACAAACAGGCUAUCCAGCAUCACCAGGUUAUCAAGCACCACAGCUAGGUUAUCCGGCCUCAGCCCCUCCGGCAACAACCCACCAGGACGCAGCCCCUACUGUCCACGUAGAACCCCCAGGCCCGGUGGCUCCUCAAGAUCAGUAG
Messenger RNA from Lucilia sericata (common green bottle fly), 417 nucleotides. Its product is annotated as annexin A7-like. Bases 1 to 417 code for a protein of 138 amino acids. The record is from RefSeq and is a predicted model, not a curated record. The transcript is spliced from 2 exons. Lineage: Eukaryota; Metazoa; Arthropoda; Insecta; Diptera; Calliphoridae.